This is a messenger RNA of Lachancea lanzarotensis, 657 nucleotides long. RefSeq names its product LALA0S01e07030g1_1 (gene PTH2). Bases 1 to 657 code for a protein of 218 amino acids. Gene Ontology annotation, molecular function: peptidyl-tRNA hydrolase activity. Gene Ontology annotation, cellular component: cytosol; mitochondrion. Lineage: Eukaryota; Fungi; Ascomycota; Saccharomycetes; Saccharomycetales; Saccharomycetaceae. The transcript has a single exon. The record is from RefSeq and is a predicted model, not a curated record.
AUGGCACCUUCAAUUACAAGCUGGGCCGCAUUGUUCAGUGUCGCCGGUAUUUCGUUGGCCACUGGUUACUAUUUGGGCCAUUUUAACAAUGCAACAGUCAAGGCUGCGAACAAGAAAGAACUGGCAAGAGAAACAUUGCGUAAGUGCAAGAUUCAGGCCGAAAAAGAGUGUGAAGCCUACGACGAGGGUCCCAGCAGUGCUUCAGAAAGUUUCGGGGACGAUGAGGACGAAGAUGAUGAUGAAGAUGAAAUUGAGAUCAAUUCGCUUUCACUGAAUGACAUCCCAGGUGAAGUAAGAAUGGCUUUGGUGAUUCGUCAGGAUCUAGACAUGAAAAAGGGCAAAAUAGCAGCUCAAUGUUGUCAUGCUGCUCUUGCUUGUUACAGACUUAUCGCUACAGACCCAAGUCGUGAAUCCUACAACAUGGAAAUCACCAAAAGAUGGCUGUACGGUGGACAGGCUAAAAUUACGCUCAAGUGCCCUAAUAAAGAAAGUUUGGACGAGCUAUUUGCCAUGGCCCUGUCAUUAGGCGUGAACUCUCAUGUAGUACACGAUGCUGGCCGGACUCAGAUUGCAGCUGGCAGCGCAACUGUUUUGGGAUUGGGACCAGCACCAAAAGCUGUGCUGGACCAGAUUACAGGCGACUUGAAACUGUAUUGA